AUGAACAUCCUUAUCGUCCCAGGAUGUCUCUGGAUCCUCUUCUCUUCACUAGCCGCUAUAAACAAGUAUUUCUCUUUCAAAUUUCAUAAGAAUACCUUUCCAUUCACUCUAUUUAUCCUGACUUUGAAUAUGGUAGUUUUAGUAGCAACAGCUUAUUUGCUCCCCUUCGACUUAUUUCAUACAGCAAACUUAAAUUCUGACUCUAAUUCUUCAAAUUCAACCAUACCCAUUGUGGCAAAUGAUACAAUGACAAAUAUUCAAAAGAGAGACUUGACCAAUAUCAUUCAAGAACAACAAGAGCAACCCUCAUCAAUCAAAUAUAUUUGGUACUCCAUAUACUGGAUUCAAUUCGUUCUAUGUUGGCUUAUAAUACCAGUAUUAAUAUCAUAUAUUUCACUAAAAUAUGAAUUACCAAGGGGAAAAGUAAGGGAACGUAUGUCCAAGGCCAUUUUCCAAAAUGUUAAAUUUUACUCUCUAUGUCUCGUUGGAAUUGUCAUCGGAAUCAUUUAUUUGGUGACAAGUACAGGUCAUAGUAUUAGAGAUUUUAAACCUUUAUUGAUAUCAUUGGCUCAUUUAUAUUCAUUGAGUUAUACUUUGAUUUUAUUAUCUACGGGAUUAAUCAUUUUCCCAAGAGAUUUAUUAUCCAAGGCAAGAUCCCCCACUUUGGAAUCUAAUAAUAAAUUAUUCGUGGAAUUAAGUAAAGUGAAUGAUGAUUUGAACGAUUCUCAAUUAAAUAUAUUGGAUAAUGCCUCCAAGAUAUUAAAUUCAAAUGAAUUGACCAAUGGAGACGUCACAUUUAAUGAAUUGUUAAAUGAAUGUAAAUUGGAAAUACAAACUAAAUUAAGUGAGAUAAAGAUAUCUCCAACAAUAACAAACCCAAUUGGCACAUCAUCGCCCAUUAAUACUUUAUCCAAACUAAACAAGAAUUACAACAAAUUCAUCGUUCAUUACUAUAAUUUCAUUUAUAAUAAGACUCACUCAGAUGAAAUCAUUCAUACAUUGGCUCAAUCACAUAAACCAUCAAGCGAACUAUUCAAGAGAGUGACAUUAACCAUUCUGGGAUUACUUUCAUUCAUCUUAUCACUUUUAAUCUUAUUUUUGGAAAUCAUACCGACGAAAUGGGCUCAUGGUUGGAUCUUCUUGGGGAACCAUUGGUAUAAUUUUGCAUUAGAAUUCAUAAUACUUCAUUAUAAUACAAUGACGUCAUUAUAUUCAAUGAGUAAAUUUAAAUUUAUUAGUUUCCAUUUAAUUCCAAGUGGUCAAAGUAACCCAUCAAAUGCAUUAUAUUAUUCAUUAUAUUCUAGUAGAUUAUUGUUCCCAUUAUGUUUCAAUUUAAUGGUUUUAAUUCCAUCAGCGGGGACAGGAUUGCAAACUUCGUUCGAGACAACAUUAUACAAUGAUUUGGAAUUGAUUCCAUUGGUUCAUUUCCUUAAUAAAUACUUACCAAUGAUCUUUAUGAUCUUAAUCCCAGUGAGUUAUAAAUAUGAUUUGAAACAAAAAAUACUGUUGAAAGUGUUAGGGGAAGAAUACUAUUACCAAUUCUUUGGUAUGAUGAUGUAUGAGCCUACUGCAACGAACCUAAAUGGGAAUAACAAUAGUAAUGACUUGAGUCCAUUGAAUCCUGGUAUUAAUAAUAGAUCAAGAAUUGAUGAUGAUUAUGAAUAUUCUUUGCAAGAUGGUAGAUACCUUUUCGAAAGGGUCUCUGGAAAUUUCAAUCUAGAAAAUACUACUCCAACCACCACCACCACUACCAAUAAUAAUAAUAAUAAUGGUUCCUACGUGUAA
Naumovozyma castellii is the source of this 1785-nucleotide messenger RNA. RefSeq lists its product as uncharacterized. Lineage: Eukaryota; Fungi; Ascomycota; Saccharomycetes; Saccharomycetales; Saccharomycetaceae. The record is from RefSeq and is a predicted model, not a curated record. Bases 1 to 1785 code for a protein of 594 amino acids. The transcript has a single exon.